Messenger RNA from Callorhinus ursinus (northern fur seal), 921 nucleotides. The record is from RefSeq and is a predicted model, not a curated record. Lineage: Eukaryota; Metazoa; Chordata; Mammalia; Carnivora; Otariidae.
UUCCGGCUGUUUGUUCGGGAAGUGGAUCCGCCGCUGCCGAAGCAGCCCAGAGGGAGCUGCGGAUCGCGAGGCCAGCACCGACCCCGCCCGCCCGCGCGCGCCUCCCCCGCCCGCCAUGGCCCGGGACUACGACCACCUCUUCAAGCUGCUCAUCAUCGGCGACAGCGGUGUGGGCAAGAGCAGUUUACUGUUACGUUUUGCCGACAACACUUUCUCAGGCAGCUACAUCACCACAAUCGGAGUGGAUUUCAAGAUUCGGACCGUGGAGAUCAACGGGGAGAAAGUGAAGCUGCAGAUCUGGGACACGGCCGGGCAGGAGCGCUUCCGCACCAUCACCUCCACGUAUUAUCGGGGGACCCACGGGGUCAUCGUGGUUUAUGACGUCACCAGUGCAGAGUCCUUUGUCAACGUUAAGCGGUGGCUUCAUGAAAUCAACCAAAACUGUGAUGAUGUGUGCCGAAUAUUAGUGGGGAAUAAGAAUGACGACCCUGAGCGGAAGGUGGUGGAAACAGAAGAUGCCUACAAAUUCGCAGGGCAGAUGGGGAUCCAGUUGUUUGAGACCAGCGCCAAGGAGAAUGUCAAUGUGGAAGAGAUGUUCAACUGCAUCACAGAGCUGGUCCUCCGAGCAAAGAAGGACAACUUAGCCAAGCAGCAGCAGCAGCAACAGAACGACGUGGUGAAGCUCACGAAGAACAGUAAACGGAAGAAGCGCUGCUGCUAGGCACCCCCCCUGCCCCCGGCCCCCCGGCCCCCCGCAGAGACUGCGCUGUGCCUGCUCCCCGCCCGCUGCUCGCGGGGCUCCUCGGGGACAGUCGCAUCUUCGUGCCGUUAUUUAAAGAAUUCUCUCCCCGUUUUUGUAUUGGGAGGCGCCGUCGGCACUUCCUCCCCUCCCCCCUUGAGUGCCAAGAAGGUGUCGGACAA